AUGAAAAAUAAGAAGAAAAAUGAAAAUAUAUCGACUGAAGAAAAAGUAGAACAAUUAGUAGAAAAUGUUAAUACACAAAAGCGUGAAGAAAUUAAAGAGCGACAAAUGUUUGGUGAAAUACUUUCAAGAAGUGUUGGAGAAGGGUACAAGUGCUUGAGGAAAAAGGAUAAGAAAGAAUUCUCUAAUGUGAUUAUGACGGAAAAGGAAAAGUUUAAAAAAUAUAAACUCUUGACACAAAAAAAAUUUACAGUAAGAGAUAAAAAAGAAAAUAAGACAGCUAAAAAUGAAAACUUGAAAGAGAAACUAAUUUUGGAGUUUUUUGACGAUGAGGAGAUGACUAGAAUUGCAGCUGAUUAA
Messenger RNA from Parnassius apollo (apollo), 357 nucleotides. The record is from the annotation of a GenBank genome assembly. Lineage: Eukaryota; Metazoa; Arthropoda; Insecta; Lepidoptera; Papilionidae.